Stomoxys calcitrans (stable fly) is the source of this 1993-nucleotide messenger RNA. RefSeq names its product serine/arginine-rich splicing factor 1B. NCBI's taxonomy places the organism in Eukaryota, Metazoa, Arthropoda, Insecta, Diptera, Muscidae. The record is from RefSeq and is a predicted model, not a curated record. Gene Ontology annotation, molecular function: mRNA binding. The transcript is spliced from 4 exons. The coding region runs from base 182 to 940 and encodes 252 amino acids. Gene Ontology annotation, cellular component: nucleus; ribonucleoprotein complex; cytoplasm.
CAUACAGAACAAAAGAGAUAUAUCGCACACACAAAGCAAAGGUAAUUUGGCAAAAAGAAGGGCUAUAUACAUCGAUUGGCUUGCUAUCCGUGAUAAGAAUAGGCAGAGAAGACGCAAAAGCGAAAAAUUCCAUUUAUUCCUUAAAAUCUGUUAAAUAUUUUGUGUAAAUAAGCAUAAAAUUAUGGCUUCACGUAAUGAAUCACGCAUUUAUGUUGGAAACUUGCCGCCAGAUAUUCGCACCAAAGAUAUACAAGAUCUGUUUCACAAAUUUGGCAAGGUUACGUUUGUCGAUUUGAAGAACCGGCGUGGUCCGCCAUUUGCAUUCGUAGAAUUUGAAGAUGCUAGAGAUGCUGAUGACGCAGUUAAGGCUAGGGACGGUUAUGACUACGAUGGCUAUAGACUACGCGUAGAAUUUCCAAGAGGUGGUGGCCCCGGCAGUUAUCGCGGUAACCGCAAUGAAGGAGGUGGCGGAGGAGGACGUGGAGGAAGGGAUGGGGGCGGCCGUGGUGGUCGUGGACCUCCAACUAAACGUUCUCAAUACCGCGUUCAAGUUACAGGAUUGCCUUCAUCGGGCUCUUGGCAGGAUUUGAAAGAUCACAUGCGUGAGGCCGGAGAUGUCUGCUUUGCCGAUGCCUAUAAAGAUGGCACAGGUGUUGUUGAAUUUUUGCGCUUGGAAGAUAUGAAAUAUGCCAUAAAGAAAUUGGACGAUUCAAGAUUUAGAUCACAUGAGGGUGAAGUAUCCUACAUUCGUGUUCGUGAAGAUACCGGCGAUGGUGACCGAGGUGCAGGUGGACGUGGUGGUGGAGGCGGUGGCGGUGACUUUGGAGGACGUGGCAGAUCUCGCUCAUUUUCACCACGCCCCCGCAGACGUGGUACUCCAACCUAUUCACCAGUUAGACGACAAACAUUCUCAAGGUCACGAUCUCGUUCAAACUUUUAAUUUAUCCAAACAAAAGAAAACAAGCAUAACUAAAAAACAAAAACGAAAAACAAUUUAAAUGGAGAGAAAAAUUUUGAAAACCAAAACUCAAUUGAUUAUUACAAGCAUACAACAGAGCAAAAAUUUUUUCCUGACAAAACCAAAAUAUGUAGCAAAACUACAAACUAUUCCAAAAGAAAUACCAUAAGAGAUAGAAGAAACAUCCAUCAUCUAUCAUCCGUUAGAGGCAUGAUGGAUUGAAAUGGGUUUAAAAUUCUCCUAAAUCAAAACUUGAGCAAAUUUCUGUUUCUAUAUUGUAAUUAUAAUUUCAAUUUUUUUACUUUGGUUUGUUUUUUUUUUUUUUUUAUAUAAGUUUCCUUAGUCUCUCUAUCAAUCUUCUACAACUGUCCAUUUUUUAAAUUUUAACAAAAAGUACAAGACAAACAAAAGCAAAAAACAAAAAUAUGAAAAGGAAACAUAACUCUUAGUACAAGUUUGGGGAGAAAAAUCAAGGCUCAAUGUGUAUGACGAUUAUGAAGCGUUACACCGUGAGAAGAAAUAUGACCCUUUUCGAAAAUUGUUUAUGAUUUAAAUAUUAAAUUUCGCCAACAUUCCUUGAUUUUUAACCUUAUAACUUAUAUUUUUAUUUUUUUUUUUUAAUUUUUUGUUAAACUGACCCCCCCAACCAACCAACCAUUCGAAACCAAAUCCUUAUAAACUUCUUCAAAUGUAAAUAAGUUUAACAAGAUUUUUUUUAAACCAAACUAUUCAAAGAUUGUGCAUUAUUCUUUGAUACCAUCUACUUUAUUUUAUGCGUACGGCCCUUAGGGAGUUUCAAAUAUUUUAAAAUUUAUGAUUUGCUUUAAAAAAAAAGCCUGUGGAAAAUCAAGAAAAUUCUAUCACUCUUGAAUUUUCUAUGGCUUUGCUUUUUAGAAUCCUUCCUUUACAAUCUAACCCCCCUUUAUCCUGCUAUAAUCUCAUAAUAGUGUAGGUUUUUCAACUCACUCCACCACUCACUCAUCCAAACUAUCACAUCUAUAAAACCAACCACAUCCAAACAAACUACAUUUAAAA